Suillus fuscotomentosus is the source of this 4299-nucleotide messenger RNA. RefSeq lists its product as uncharacterized. The transcript is spliced from 8 exons. The record is from RefSeq and is a predicted model, not a curated record. Bases 1 to 4299 code for a protein of 1432 amino acids. NCBI's taxonomy places the organism in Eukaryota, Fungi, Basidiomycota, Agaricomycetes, Boletales, Suillaceae.
AUGACGCGCAAACGGCGCAACGAUGCAUACCCUCGUGACAGGGCCUCCAAGCGGGCUCAUCUGGAAGCACCUGGUAAUUCUAGCUCUGACUUGGACUCGGAUGAUUUCAAUGGUCCACUUGAAAUCUGGUUGUCCAAUGGACAGUCCGCUGUGUGCUGCGAACGAUCGCAUACUCCAGUGCACCCCGCGUCAAAUCCACUAUUUUCGGCCCCUACCACCAUCUGUCCCUUGUUAGCUGGAGUAGGAAUGUCUUUUGGGCAGUAUGGUUUUGUCUGUGCCGUUACCUCUAGUCUUGUGCCUGCUGCUCACAUGUUAGUUCACAUGGAGCACCUCCACCACCGACAGAAGUUAAGAAAUCGGACGCCUUCAACAAUCAAAUCACUUCUGGUGACCCAUCUGCUUAACAGCCACCACCUCACGUCAACAACACCCUGUCCCACCCCCCUUAGUGACUUAUCUGAGCCCAUCCCGGGUCUUCAGUCAGAGUGGUCGUCUCGUUGUCCGCACCUGGGCUGUCGUCAUUGGUAUACCAUACCAGCAGGGAAAUAUUCCACCAAGGGUCAGCAAGCUCCCACCAGAAAACACAUCGCUGCAGCACACCCUGACAACGCCGAUACUUAUCUGGCUGGGGUCUUCGAACUGAAAUGGAUCUACCGUCCAUUUCGCAAGAUUGUCAGUGGUGAAGACCCGCUGUCUUUGGUGGUCUGGCCUUUUAUCAAAGACUAUGCCCCUGCAUCCUCAGCGCAAGCUGUUGUUGUUGUGAGGUCCUCUCGCAUCCGACAUAUGGUUUCUGUCCAUAGUCAAUACCUGACAGACCUUGGGUGGCAGAAGUUUAUUGCUAGCCUGGGCCUGCAACCAGGCGUUCUUCUUGGGUUGGUUAGACUUAAAACGAAGAAAGAGGCCCUGACUUUCGAGGGAGCGGAAAGGCAGCUUGAGCUCGGCCUCAUUACCGUUCGCAAGCUCUACAGGGCAUAUAUUGUGGACGUCCAGACCUAUCUAUCUUCCAAAAAUGAUGGGCAGUUUCGCCAAGCCAUAACAAUGAACACCAAGGCGCACUUCAGAUCAUUGAGCCGAGUCUCCUACUAUACCUACUCCAGACCUUUGUCUCGCUGCAUCUGUAUGCUGAUCAGAUGGAUCCACGCAGAGCAGACCGGGGCCUUGGCGCCAUUCGGCGCUCUUUAUGUCAGACGGAGUCUGGCCCAGGAGUACGCCGCCAAUAUGCUCUACCACUACCUCAUUCAAACCAAGAUUCUCCGUCCUGCUGCGACUCUCCAACUUCUGCAUCAACUGCUCGUGACCCUCGUCAAGCACAAAUUUACGAACCUAGAAACGAUGGCGUGCCCAACAGACUACACCCUGUGCAUCGGCUCGCUGGCUGACAAUGGCGGCUUUCUACUUGCUUCUACCACUGCCAGGACUUGUAGUAUUCUGCAGCACAACUUUUAUACCGUCAUCAUUCACUCUGCUCGGCUUGAGGACCACGGCCAUCAACGUUUCAUCCCCUUUGAUUUAGAUAAUUUCACCAGGGAUCCUGUACCGGAUACAGGUGAGGCGUCUCAGCCUAUGAAGGAGCCAGCCGCUGCUACAAAUGAAGAGGAAGGCGCUGAUAGUAUGGUGAUACAGUUCCGGGAAGCAGAGGAGGAAUGGGUAGAUGGUCACGAUGAUGGUAUAGAUGCAGAGAAGGGAGAGUCUAUGCUACCGCAUGAAGCCGAAAGCGAAUGGGACUUUGAAAAAGAAGAAACCUUUCAUUCUUACUAUCUAAACGGCGACACUGCAGAGAACCUAGACACAUAUUAUGACCCGCAGUCUUCUCUGCCAGUUCAACGAUGUCCAUCAAACUUUGCUGCUCAGGUAGAUCGCAGUCCCGGGUCAAUCUCGGUCUUAAGCAUUCUGGCGGAGAAUUCACACUACGUUCAGCCCUUACUUGCCAGCCAUCCCUCGUUUGCCACGCCUUACAACCAAAUCAAGACUGCCUGGUUCCAUUCAAGGUCGACGUCAUUCAAAGAGAAACGAAACUAUGGCUUUUUCUUCACUGAAGACGGCACUGCCGUUAUGAUGCGAGACGGCGACGACAUCUCCCAGAGUAUCCUGUUUGCAGAUCUUGGGGUAUUAGCCAAGACCACGAUAGAAAAUAUAUCGGAUCAGAUAGUCCAGUGCUUACCGCAUGGUUGCAACGAUCUUCUUCGACAGUUUCGUGGCCUUUCGAGCCAGUUGGUUGACGACCUCACUAGUCCCGACGCCAUUUUCCUCCAGCCUUCCAACCGUAUUCUUAUGCAGCCACUGUUGGAUGCCAUGUUACAACAUCUAUCAGACCCAGAAGAACCCAAGCAUCAUAUUAUGCUUUCGCCUUCCGUGAUUAGUGAGCAGGCCGCCAGAAAGUGGCUGGCCUUUGACAAGCAAAUUCUUGGACAAAUUCUGGUCGCCUUUCUCCUGACGUGCGGGAUACCUCCCCUACACUGGCAAUUUCGGUCCUUUCAAUUUCAUUCAGAUAGCAAGACUGAUAUCCCUCGUAAUCUCUAUCUUUUAGGCUCUGAACUUGUUAUAGGUCACCCGGCGGCCAGACAACUCAACCAGGUCUUAGAAGAGUGGCUGUGGGCCUUUCCUGCCAGUCUCGCCCCACUUAUUCUGUUCUACCUUGCAAUCAUACGGCCUAGUGUCAUUCACAUCACAGGCCUUCUUCAUUAUGUCAACGACGAUCACAGGACUCAUAUCUUUGCUCAUACCUUUCCUACUACUCGCCUUGAAUUUCCCCGAGUUUGGAACGGAAGCGAUGUGAAUAAUUUACUGCAGAUCCACACGUCCUCUCUCCCUAUUCUCUUAUCAUGCGGGCUUCUGCGAAACGUGAUAUCCGCUAUGUACGAUCAGUUCUUCCCAGCUCUUUCCCACGUCGGACCCUCAGAUGACUCUAUGGUGGAUCGCCAGGCCCAACACACAAGAAAGACAGGCAACACUCAUUAUGGACGGUCUGAUCAUGUUCCCUUCGCUUUUGGAAUGACACUUGAACAGGCUCGCAAAUGCAUGGCCUCCAGUCAGGCAUUGCAUGCCUUCUAUGGGUUAGGCAGUCUGGAUCAUCAAUGGGCGGAGCGCUCACAAAACUCAGCGUUUCUGGUUGACUUGAGGAACGAGAGUCUGGCUCUCAAAGAGGCAAGGGUUCUUGUAAGAGAGACGUACAACUUACACCACUGUCACUUGCCGGACGGUCUGGACCAGAUAGCUGGCCUUCUAGAGACUGCACCUUACUUGACUCUCAAAGACGGCGUCAUCGGAGAUGAGGUGCUUCGACGGGUGAUGCAUGCAGUGUUGUUUGGUGAUUCUAGACCCAAUAUUCUUGAUCGUCCUUCUGGAGGAGGAUACCUGAUUGCUGAUGCAUCAUCCGCCGUGGUACAGAUUAUUAAAGCGGUGGAGGAAGUAGAAUGCGGAGUCCACUUUAAUUCUCCAAGACACAUGGAUAUCGGCACCAUCAUUCACUUUGAUGAAGUAGCAACACAAGCCCGAAGGCACCUCACUGCACUAAAAGAUGAUUUUCCUAUUUUGUGGAUGAAUCUAUGCACUGACAUUCAUAGGCUUUAUCAAAAGCCGGGGGUGGCGCGAGAGAUGUCAUGGGUUGAACGCGAUGAGCUGGACGAUCAGCAUCAGGAGCUGCAAAGGGAGCACGACCUUCUUCAGGCGCAGCAUGCUGACCUCAAAAGCACAUGCACGACUCAUGAGAAUGAGCGCCGCAAAGUCGAGCGCUCAAUUGCUGUGCUGCAAAAGAAAUGCGCAGUCGCUGAGAGUACCGAGCAGACGUGGAGGGAAAAUUGUAAGACUGCACAAAGAGAUGCGCGAAAUGCACGAAAGGAGAAAGAAGAACUAGACGAAGGAUUGAAAGAGUUGGCAGAGAGGGCAAGAGAGUUUGAGCAUCGUGCGCACAGAAACAAAGUGGCGUACGACAAAUACAAAGGAAAAUACGAGGCUCUGAAGGAAGAAAAUGCGCGCCUUCAAAAAAUCCAACAAACUGUAGAGAUUCCAGAAGAACAAUAUCUCUUGGUUGUCGAUAUAAACGCCCCUGACAGGCUUGAGCGUGCAGUUGAAGACUGGUUGGACGAUGAGUGUGAUGUACGGGGGGACAAUCUUGAUGAUCAUGAUAGCGAUUAUGGAAACGAGUCGAGCAAGGAGAAUGAAGACGAAGGGCCCAGUCGUGGUGCUAUAUGGCUACGGGGCAGGCGAGCAACGGAGAGCGUGGACGACCGCGAACGAUCACUUCCUGAAGAUCGCCCGUAUCGCCCGUACGGAGUACGAUUACGCUCUCCCAAUAGUUAA